AUGGUUGUUCCCGAACCUCCCAUGACAUUGGAGGACCAUUGCUCCCUUAUUCACAACAACACACUUUAUACCUACUCAGCCAAUGGCUUUGCUUCUAUCGCCCUCAGUGAGAAUGCGACCUGGAGCAAUCUCACCAUGGGAGAACCCGUCUCCGGCGCAGCAUGCGUGAAAAACAAAGAGUCCCUGUACGUUGUCGGUGGAACCAGCUCAUCCUCGUCCGAUUACACAGGAUUGCAACGAUAUUCGUUCCAAGACGACAAAUGGAAAACAAUCACGCCAACGUCCAAAGACAUGGCCAACCGCACCAACCACGGCGCCGUCUUCUUCGAAUCCUCCUCCUCCAUCUUUGUCUAUGCUGGUAAUCGCGACGGUAGCUCUACUCCAACCUCCGAUACCUUUGUCAUCAACACCGCCGAACCGUAUAACGUCUCUUCAUACAGUGGUGCCGACGCAUCGCCUGCUAGUGCCCCUAUCUUAUUACCCUGGAGCGAUGAUCAAGCCGCUUUGGUUGGUGGUACGACAACGGCCCGAAAAGUUCACUUGUUUAAGUUCAAUGGCACCGGUGACUGGUCAGAUUCAGGCGCAACUCUACCUCAGGCGCUGUCGGAUGACGUCAAAGCCGCUCUAAUCAAUGGGUCCGAUAGCAGCAAGGUGCUCCAAUCGUUCGACAUGAGUGAAUCGCCCAAUACGGUUAAGAGCUUGCUGUUGGUGAACCCCGGUGGCAAGCCUGCAGACCCAGCCAAGGCGCUUGGCGCAUCUUCCAGAAAACGUUCCAGGCGGAGGGCCAUCAGCGUGGACAAUUACCCGAAAUAUAACGAUCAAUAUGCGUCUUCAAAGACUUGGUCGCAGUUUUCGCUAGCCCAGGACGACGGUGGUAAGCUGGUGGCCAUUUCCGGCGGCAGUGGUACCAACUCGUUGGCCCUCUUCAACCAAACCUCGAAUAGUUGGGUGAACGCCACCAAACUCUUCUACGGCGACAAAUCUAUGCAGCAAAUUCUUUCCUCACCCUCCUCAUCGACCACUGCGACUCCCACCAGUUCCAGCUCUGCCUCCAGCACUCCCUCUGCCGUUGCUGGUGGUGAUGGAUCUAACAGCGGUAAGGUCGGCACCAUCGUCGGCGCAACACUGGGAAGUGUCAUCGGUUUCGCCGUGAUCUUGGUUGCGAUCCUGUUCUUGCUGAAACGCAAGGAUAAGCAAAAUAUGGCUGGCCAAGGUCGCGGAGGUUCCGAUGACAAGGAUCGAUUGAGCAUUCAAGACCAAGGCGAGCCUCUAACGCGAUCUGCGUACCCCAUGGCCAAGAGCCAAGCACCGUUGGGAUCGUCGUCGGUCGACUCGUUGGCGAUCUUCUCAGGCAAGCUUAACGACGAGAAGAAGUCUCAGGCAGCACCGGCCGCGCACCCUGUCUACGGUGGAAAGCCGCCGACUAAGAGCCCUCUGUCGACUGUACAGUCCAGCCGGGAGCUCCUCAGUGGACCAUACACACCAGAUGCGGACAAGGCUCUUGAGGCCGGAGCUGGAGGCUGUCCAGGAGAUCGGAGGACUGACGAAGGCUGGGGAAAGUACUUCCAGGACAACAAUGCCACAGACUUGGUUGGCAUACAACAACAAGACGAACCGACAGCGAGCGCAGACCUAGCCAAAUCCGAACGACGGGGCAGCGCAUGGCCCAUGACGACACUCACCCCGCUCAACUUUGGAUUUCUCGAAGAACCCAAACCAUUGGGACGCGUAGUAACUGGCAGCCCGACGACCGAACAUCCCUCAUCCGCCACAGACGGUCACCUCGUGAUCCCAGAGGGCCAGUCUGCCCGCAUCUCCAGCGCAGACUCGAUCAGCCUGGCAUCAGACGACAACAGCGAAUACGACCGCAGCCGGUAUUCAUCUGGACACGAUAAUUACUUCGGCCGUCCGGUCAGCAGCAUGUACAGCCAGAGCUACUAUGCCAGCACGAACAACGUGUCGUCAAUGGCAGCACCACCGGCGCUGUACGAUGGUGUUCGUUCGUCACAAGCACGGCAGUCGAGUGUCAUCAUCCCGAAUACACUCGACGAAAAUGGGCCGCCGAUCCGAAAUCAGACUAACGUCAAUACGGAUAUGAGCUGGCUUAAUCUGAACGCCGACCGCUGAGCUCGCUGAAUACGUUUGAUUUCGUUCAUUUAUUGGUUAUGACUGUACAUGGUUGCAUUCUUUAUUGGUUUUCGUGUGUUUUGUUUUGAUUCUGUCUUGUCUCGAAGAUGAAGUGGAAGAAAACGAAAAGUUCCAACUCGUUCUCGUUUUUUUCUCGUUCUCGUCGUGGGUGUACAGCUUUGCCACUAUCUUUUUUGUUUUAUUUUAUUUUCAGCUCUGUUAGAUACCUGUCCUGUCUGUGUCUGUUUGCCUAUGUCUGUCAUUACCGCGAUCUUGUCUUGUCUGAUCUUGUUCGUGUCAUCUUGCGCUAUCUGGGAUAUUUGGAAAGGGACUGUCAAUUUAUUCGAUCAUUCAAGUGCAGCAAGCAAUCUCAGUCUAUCGAGCGUUGAGCGUUUCUAUUAAAUUAUAUGCAUCAAUAGUAAUCGUUUCUACGGAGUUCUAC
Aspergillus ruber CBS 135680 is the source of this 2569-nucleotide messenger RNA. RefSeq lists its product as uncharacterized. Lineage: Eukaryota; Fungi; Ascomycota; Eurotiomycetes; Eurotiales; Aspergillaceae. The transcript has 2 exons. The coding region runs from base 1 to 2127 and encodes 708 amino acids. Gene Ontology annotation, molecular function: protein binding. The record is from RefSeq and is a predicted model, not a curated record.